This is a messenger RNA of Ilex paraguariensis (yerba mate), 549 nucleotides long. The record is from the annotation of a GenBank genome assembly. NCBI's taxonomy places the organism in Eukaryota, Viridiplantae, Streptophyta, Magnoliopsida, Aquifoliales, Aquifoliaceae.
AUGACUAUUCUCGUGAUUUCUUUCAGUCUUGCUCUUCCUCGCCUUCCUUCAAUUCGCCUAUUUCUUGCCCGCACACUGUGCAUUAAGCUUUCCUCAUCAAACACUGCCACAAAGCCCCAUCCUACAGUGGUUUGGUCAAUUGGGUCGAAGCCCAAAUCGGAGAAAAGGUCGAAUUCCGGGUCUUGGGUUCGAGUUUAUAGCAGUGGAGAUGUUUAUGAAGGUGAAUUCCACAAAGGGAAGUGCUCUGGAAGUGGGGUGUACUACUAUCAUAUGAGUGGGAAGUAUGAGGGUGAUUGGGUUGAUGAGAAGUUUGACGGGUAUGGUGUUGAGACUUGGGCCAAAGGGAGUCGAUAUCGCGGGCAGUAUAGGCAGGGACUGAGGCAUGGUUAUGGUGUGUAUAGGUUUUACACUGGUGAUGUUUAUGCUGGAGAGUGGUGUAAUGGGCAGUCUCAUGGGUGUGGAGUUCAUAAUUCUGAGGAUGGGAGCUGUUAUGUUGGGGAGUUUAAGUGGGGGGUCAAACAUGGGCUUGGCCAUUACAAUUUCAGGUGA